AUGUCAACUGCAAAACAUCCGCUGGAGCUUGUCCUCCAGAACCAUCUAGGAACAGACGAGUCUGCUAUCAAAUAUCUGCCAAAUGUCCUGACUGUGCUUCAACAGCCUGGUAUUCUCCAAGAGACUCGUGUGCUGGGGAAAUGGAAUGCUCGAAUUAAUAGUUUCUUGCACUCUCGGGAGGCUGCAUCACGCUGGGUGGGACUAUACAUCGCAAGAUAUACAGCCCUAGGAUCCAGGCAAAUUCUAAUAGAUAAUGCUCAAGGAUGGGUUGGAGUGGUACUUCCGAUGUUGUCGAAACCCGAAUCACCACCAAAUCACUAUUCUGCUAUUCGUCUGUUGUCAUAUAUCUUUACAGCAGUGACAGAUAUGCCAGAGUUUCAACGCCAAGUAGUUGUUCCCAACGUCCAAAAAUGUAGCCAGGCACUAUUGGCUAUUGCGAAGAAUUCCGAAAGCGAACUUGAUCUCAAACUCCUCGCUAUAGAUACCUUGACCAAACUAACGACAUAUCACCCAACCCAUCAUAAAGCACUUCACCAACAGCUAUUAAAUUUCACGCUCGAACACCUCCAAGGAUCCUUUCCACUACAUGCAGUGCUGGCUCUCACGGGCGGCAAGGUCGGAGCCGGAAUGAUGUGGAGGCAGAGCCUUGACUCGACCAUAGGAACUAUUUGGGCAACUUUAAGCACACUGAGAAGCACUUAUGCCGAUGUGCCUCGCCCGAGUACGAUCACUACGCCUUUUUCGCUACCAGAAUUACCAGCCGAUUCCGCCGUUGCAGGACCUAUUGCCCUUGACCGGUUCCGAAGCAUGAUUCACUUGCUCAUAGAUUUACUCAGGACCCCAACUUCUCGGCCUGUGUCGAUCCCACUCGGCCAGCUUUCUCAUUUGACAUUAGCUUUGCUUCGGUUCAAUGCCAAUUCGCAGUCCCAAUCUACAAAUGCUACAUAUGAAGCUGUCCAACGAGCAAACGAGGAUGCAAUUGUACCAGACCUAUGCGCAGCAGGAUGUAUGCUGGCUCAACAACUCGCAAAAACUUGUGGAAAACUAUUUACGCCGUAUGCUUCUCAAGUGUUCACCGCUAUAACAUUAAAACUUGAACAAAAUAUUACAACAGAACUUCAAGCCCGUCUUCUCGCCACAAUCCCUCCGAUUAUAGCAAGCACACAUACUCCCGCUCCGUCAGCAUCUUAUAACCGCCUCGCAGCUCGGAUACUCAAAGUUUUAUCCCCUCUGCUACCAUCUUCACGCACCCACUCUCAAGCCCAGCCUCUACACGAAAGCGGGACAAAAGGCAAGAAACGCGCACGCUACGAAGGAGACGAAUUGUUUUCUUCCCAUUCUUCGUCUACAAGCUCAAGUCCUCUAUCACUACCAACGCAUGACAAACUGCACAUGGCUGCGUUAUUUGCACUAGCUGCGCUGAUCCCCACGCUUCCUCAUACUACUCAAGCAACCGUUCAUAGAACCCUACUCGCGUUGCUGUUACACCUCCCAAGAAAGGGGGGCCACAGGCGACUUGUUCAAGAAAUAAGCCGCAUAUAUGCAUCCAAGCUAGGCGGAAGCCCCAGUGGAAUGUUAGGUGUCGCGGUACAAGCUCUGAGUGCCAUUGAGCAGACGUACGACGCACGUUCUACACCUGGCAUCGGUCAUCACCACAUCGUUCAAUCAUUCUUGCAUCCCCGUGUUCCACCCGAUUCAAAAUCCGGACCGACCAUUGAAAAUGUGCUUCUCUUUUGGAAAGAUGAAGAGGACGAAGAGACCAAGGAACUUAGGCACACGGCAGAGAUCGCGAUUGCAGAUGAGAUUUUGGCUUCGGAAUUGCCUUUGGAAGCAUCUAGAGGUUUAAAUGGAGCCAAGCAUGCGAUGAAUGAUCUAAAUGAAGAGACACUCAAUGUGGAGCAGAGUACCAUAGUCAAUGGUAUUGUAAAACACAGCGUAGUCGAUGCGAUUCCUGCACCUCUCCCUCCUUCUCAACCAAUGGUACCUUCACCUGCUCCUUCCUUUGCUUCAUCCACAACGUCCAACGCUGUGGCACCUGUAGCUCCUUCAUCAACCUCGACAAGCACACCCUUUGUCUCAACUUCGCAAUCUCAGCCGGCAGCUGUUGCAGCAUCGUCGCUUUUUCGUAGCUCUAUGGUUCCAAAUACUUCUCAAAAUUCCAGUUCAGCACCUGUUCCGGGACCUCCUUCACGACGGCUCUCUACACCAAACGACGACGACGACGACGAUGAACCGAUGCCUCAAAUUGACUUGGGCUCAGACACGGAUGAAGAUUAA
Molecule: messenger RNA, 2277 nt
Organism: Rhizoctonia solani
Lineage: Eukaryota; Fungi; Basidiomycota; Agaricomycetes; Cantharellales; Ceratobasidiaceae
Product: rRNA processing/ribosome biogenesis
Exons: 10
Coding region: 1-2277 (758 amino acids)
Source: RefSeq, a predicted model, not a curated record